AUGCCCAAAACCCUCACUGUGGCCGUCGCCCAAUCCCGCACCCUCGAAACAACAUCCUCCACUCUCGCUGCUCUCGAAAGAACAACCCGUCACGCCUCAUCCCGUGGUGUUCACGUCCUCCUCUUCCCGGAAGCAUAUCUCGGCGGAUAUCCACGAACAUGCUCCUUUGGCACAGCAAUUGGCGCUCGUGACCCUGCCGGUCGAGACCAAUUUUUGGAAUAUUUCAACUCCGCAGUUGAUCUGGGUGAUACACCAUCCGGUGCGGGGGAUGACUGGGUUGAUAGGAAAUUGCCCUGUGCUAAGGGGAAGGAGUAUCGCGGCGAUGGCACAAGAGAGUUCCUGGAGCGUGUAGCGAGUGAGACGAAUGUGUUUAUUGGCGUGGGGCUGAUUGAAAGGGCUGGGGGGAGUUUGUAUUGUGCUGUUGUUUAUGUCGACCCCAAGAGGGGAAUGCUGGGAAAGAGGAGGAAAGUUAUGCCAACAGCAACAGAACGCCUAAUCUGGGCCCAAGGCUCUCCCUCAACCCUCAAAGCCGUAACAGCCGAAAUCAACGGCGUGAAUUUGACUAUCGGAUCAGCAAUCUGCUGGGAAAACUACAUGCCACUUCUCCGCCAGAGUCUAUACUCUCAAAACGUCAAUUUGUAUCUUGCACCUACGGCAGAUGGGAGAGAUACAUGGCUCCCGCUUAUGCGAACAGUGGCAAUUGAAGGGCGUGCUGUGGUGUUAUCUGCUAAUCAAUGCGUGCGAAAGACCGAGUUGCCGGAUUGGAUUACCGGAUCUACUCUUGAUGGUACAUCAGCAAAACCCUCCACAGCUAUGGCAGGCAACAAAACAGAUGUAGAAACCAAAUCCCAAGAACCCCAAGAAAUCACCUGGCCACAAUCAGCAGGCGAACAACUCCAUCCAGACAAGAAGCGAGAUCAAAUGUACGCCAGUCUAGCCGUCGAGAACGAGCAAGGGCCCAUUACCAAGCUGAAGAAAAAGGGUCUUGCGCAGCAAUCUUUUCUCCCAAACUCAGCGUCAAAGAAAGACCCAGCAACAGAAGAAUACAUCUGUCACGGAGGGUCCUGCAUUAUCGGUCCUUUGGGGCAGAUCUGCGGUGGUCCUAUAUGGGACGUCUGCACUGAUGAUAAUGAUGAUGUUACUACAGUAGGAGAUGGGCUAGUCAUUGCCGAAAUUGACUUUGAGGAUUGUGCCAGAGGAAGGUUGGAUCUGGAUGUGGCUGGGAGUUAUUCACGGAAUGACUCUUUCAAGCUUACGGUUGAAGGGUUGGAUUUGAACCCGCCUCCUUUUUAA
Messenger RNA from Talaromyces marneffei, 1293 nucleotides. RefSeq lists its product as uncharacterized. The transcript has 2 exons. The record is from RefSeq and is a predicted model, not a curated record. NCBI's taxonomy places the organism in Eukaryota, Fungi, Ascomycota, Eurotiomycetes, Eurotiales, Trichocomaceae. Gene Ontology annotation, molecular function: catalytic activity. Bases 1 to 1293 code for a protein of 430 amino acids.